Rotaria sp. Silwood2 is the source of this 507-nucleotide messenger RNA. NCBI's taxonomy places the organism in Eukaryota, Metazoa, Rotifera, Eurotatoria, Philodinida, Philodinidae. The record is from the annotation of a GenBank genome assembly.
AUGUAUGAUUAUACUGAUCUCUCAGAGGAAAAUUCAAGAAAAUUUGCUAAAACAUGUGUAGAAAAAAAACGACGUGAUCGUAUUAAUAAAAGUCUUGAUGAAUUAAAAGAUCUUAUAGCUUUAACUGAUGAUAGAGCACGAUAUCAAAAAUUAGAAAAAGCUGAAAUACUUGAAAUGACGGUAACUUAUAUUCGAAAUUUAAAACAACGAAUGAAUAAUUCAAUAGAAAAUUAUGAAAAUGGUUAUAGACAAUGUUCAGAAGAAAUAUGGAAAUUAAUUCAUUCAGUACCAAAUAUUUAUCCUGAACAACGACAAUGUUUAGUUAAUCGUUGUCGACAAAUGUGGACAAAUCGUCGAUUAAUGUAUUAUCAUCAUCAUCCUUAUCAACGACGAAUAAUUGAACCAAAAUAUCUUCAAAUUAUUAUUAAUGAUUCUUGUUCAUCAUCAAGUAUAUCAUCAGAUUCUUUAAGUCCAUCAUCACCAAAACUUUGGAAACCAUAUAUAUAG